ACUUUUACCAGAUCUUGCAGCUGUUGUGUCAGUGCAAUUGGCGAAAGCCGCUGCUUGAAAUUUCCUUUCCACGGCGUGCCCCUCUGAUAAGGAACCUUGAUUCAUUAUAUAGUCCUUGCGCAAGCCCUCGUCGCAAUCUAUUGUCACAGAUCAUUCAAUCCAGCAACAUCAGCCUACCUGCAAGACAUAGUACAAGCCGUCGCUUUACCAUACCCUCUAUAACAGCCUCUUAACACUCAACAACAAGUAAAAUGGGCUACCUCUCAGCAGCACGCUAUGGCAAGGACAACAUCCGCGUCUACAAGGUGGAAAAGGAUGAAGCUACCAAGACACACACUGUCUAUGAGAUGACAGUCUGCGUCCUGCUUGAAGGAGAGAUUGAUGUAUCAUACACGGCAGCAGACAACAGUGUUGUGGUUGCAACCGACACUAUGAAGAACACCACCUACAUCACGGCCAAGCAGAACCCAGUCCACCCUCCUGAGCGAUUUGCUGCCAUUCUGGGAUCCCACUUCGUCAACAAGUACCAGCAUAUCCACUCCGCGCACAUCAGCGUUGUUCAGCACAGAUGGACCCGAAUGCUCGUUGACGGAAAGCCUCACCCGCAUUCCUUCUUCCGCGAUAGCAAUGAAAAGAGAGUGGUGCAAGCAGACAUCUACGAAGGAAAGGGCAUCGAGAUCCGAUCCGGUAUCUCGGACCUUCUCGUGCUGAAGAGCACUGGCUCUGAGUUCCACCACUUCGUGCGCGACGACUUCACCACUCUUCCAGAUGUUUACGACCGCAUCUUGAGCACAUCAGUGGAUGCCGGCUGGAAGUGGUCGUUCCCCAGCCUUGACGCUGUCAAGAAGGAGACUGAGAGAUUCGAUGCCACAUGGACCAAGGCUAGGGAGGUCACUUUCCGCCUUUUCGCAACAGAAUCCAGCCCCAGUGUGCAAAACACCAUGUACAAGAUGUGUCAAGAGAUUCUCGCAGCUCAGCCUUUGGUCAAUGCUGUCGACUAUUCGCUACCAAACAAGCACUAUUUCGAGAUUGACUUGAGCUGGCAUCAUGGACUGAAGAACACCGGCAAGGAUGCCGAGGUCUAUGCACCACAAUCCGACCCCAACGGUCUGAUCAAAUGCACCGUCUCUCGUGACAACACCAAAUCCAAACUAUGAGGCGCACGCCGUGUGGGCCUCAUUUCAUGAAUAACGCAUAUAUGGGAGUUUUUGGCUGAAACUGGUCCAUGUACAUGUCUGUUUAGACAAUUGUAGAUAAUACCAAAAUGAUACUCAUACAUCCGCCUUUCCCAUUUAUUUCGCUCCAACGCCAGACAUGUGGGGAUAAAGAAGAUUGAUCUUCUCCUCCGCCCCAU
This is a messenger RNA of Exophiala viscosa, 1354 nucleotides long. Its product is annotated as uricase. Gene Ontology annotation, biological process: purine nucleobase catabolic process; urate catabolic process. The transcript has 3 exons. The record is from RefSeq and is a predicted model, not a curated record. NCBI's taxonomy places the organism in Eukaryota, Fungi, Ascomycota, Eurotiomycetes, Chaetothyriales, Herpotrichiellaceae. The coding region runs from base 252 to 1157 and encodes 301 amino acids. Gene Ontology annotation, cellular component: peroxisome. Gene Ontology annotation, molecular function: urate oxidase activity.